UGCAGGAUUAUGGUUUGUGCUGCUACUGCUUUGUUUGAAUUGGGUUGUUUCAGGCCCACAUCAGUCAUUCUCGCAGAAAACAGAAGAAGAAGGAAGAAAAGAAGAAGAGGGGAACAGGAACAUCUCAACGAGAUCAUCAACCUCAGCAGUCCAAUACUAAGAUACUGGUUUAAACAAGAAGGAAAUCUCAAAGAGCUGAUAUCUUGAAGCCAACAUCCAUCAGACACUUCUCAUUAUCUUCUUUCACUCAUUGUUUUAGUAAAAUGUACACACAAAUUUUGAUUUAAACUUAUUGAUUGUGGUGAGAAUUUUGUGUAAAUGAAACAAUUGGUAUUCAAUUUUUUCUUUAUUGUUGAACAUAAAGAUUCCAAUAUGUAAUCUUAUAAAAUCAAUCAUAUUAUCAUUUAUAAGUGCGAUUACUUUGUUAAACGGUAGCAUAUGAUAAUAAUAAUUCCCGCAGCAAAGCGCGCGCACACUGGCUCGUAUACAUAAACUAAAACCAUGAAAGGUGAAUAUGGAGGUGGUGACACCAAGAGUGAAACCCAAAACAUGUUCUCGAAGCUUCACCAUCAUAACAACCCACAAUCUCAUCCUCACCCUCACCACCCCCAGCGGCAGUACCACCACCAUUUCUCCAACCCGUUUCAGAUAACCCCAGUCCGCGAAUGUCAGCUCCAGACUUCUGAAGUCGUCCGCAGGCCCAGGGGCCGCCCUCCCGGCUCCAAGAACAAGCCCAAGCCGCCCGUCAUCAUAACCCGGGACACCGAGCCCGCCAUGAGCCCUUACAUUCUUUAAGUCCCCGGCGGAAGCGACGUUGUCCAGGCCGUCUCCCGAUUCUGCUGCCGCAAGAACAUCGGCCUCGUCAUCCUCACCGGCUCCGGAACCGUCGCCAACGUCACUCUACUUCAGCCGUCGACGACUCCAGGAGCUACUGUUACCUUCCACGGCCGCUUCGACAUCCUCUCGAUCUCCGCCACGUUCCAUUUUUGAAGAGGAGUUCCAGACAAAAAGCAAGACAGCGGCAGAAGAAAAGGAAGAAGAGUUGUUGGGUUUAGUGUUUCGGUAGAGUUAGGGAUGUUUACCGGGGUUAGUAGGCUGGUAAGAGGUGGUUAGGCUGAGGAGACAACAAUGCCAAGUGUCAAAAUUUUAUAGGGAGACAGGGAAGGGGAUAGGGAAAUGGGGACAGAAGAUUUGAAGCCAUGGUUGCAUUAUCUUCUGGACAUCUAGUCAUUAAAAUUCUCAGUGUCCAUAUUCAGCUAGCAAAUCUACAGAGCAAGAUCAGAUAUACUAUAUUCAUGUCAGGAAGCUCCGUCGUCUCAUCAUCAGUAUGGGGGUUAUUCUUGUUCAUCUUUGGGCUGUGUGUUCUGGUAGAAGCUCAAGCUCCUUCUUCUCAACCUUCUCAAGCUCCUAGUUCUCAACCUCAAGCUACCACUGAUCCAUUUGAAGCGAGAGCUCUGAAUUCAGUCUUUCAAAAAUGGAAAAUUGCACCCAAACAGAGGCAAUGGAACAUAAGCGGAGAACCAUGCAGUGGAGCAGCCAUAGACCCCUUCAUCUUUGCCAGUAAUGACUCCUACAACCCCUUAAUCAAAUGUGUCUGUUCCAACUUCACUUGCCACAUUACUGAACUGAAAGUUUAUGGCUUGGACGUUAUUGGUGAACUCCCAGAAGAGCUUUGGAGUUUGACUUCCCUCACCAGCCUGAAUUUGGCCCAGAAUUACUUGACAGGACCUCUCUCUCCAUCAAUUGGAAAUCUUACCGACAUGCAAUACUUGAGCCUUGGCAUUAAUUCAUUAUCAGGCGAGAUACCGAAGGAACUCGGGAAGCUCACUGAUUUAAUAUCAUUGGCUUUUGGGACAAACAACUUUUCUGGUCCCCUGCCAUCUGAGCUAGGGAAUUUGACAAAAUUAGAACAGAUUUACAUUGAUAGUUCUGGAGCUGGUGGCGCAAUUCCAUCAACAUUUGCUAAUCUACAAAGCUUGAAGACAGUUUGGGCAUCAGACAAUGAAUUCACUGGCAGGAUACCAGACUUCAUAGGAAAUUGGUCAAGUCUUACAACCUUGUUGUUUCAUGGUAAUUCUUUUGAAGGUCCUAUUCCAUUGACACUUUCCAAUCUGUCAUCUCUAACAGAGCUGCGUAUCAGUGAUGUAUCUAAUGGUAAUAGGAGCUCUUCUCUUGGAUUUAUAAAGAAUAUGAAGUCUCUGAAUAUCUUAGUGCUGAGGAAUAACCAUAUUUCUGACGUAAUUCCUUCCUACAUUGGAGAUUACCAACGUUUGUCUCAGCUGGAUUUGAGCUUCAACGAUAUAACUGGACGAAUACCAGACUCGCUGUUUAAUUUGAGUUUGCUCAGUAUCCUGUUUCUCGGAAACAACAAGUUGAAUGGUACCCUUCCUGAAUCUAAAAAAUCCUCUCUUCACACUGUAGACCUAUCUUACAAUAAUCUAGUCGGGAGAUUUCCUUCUUGGGUGAAUGAAGAGUAUUUACAGCUUAACUUAGUUGCCAACAACUUUAGCAUCGAAACUUCAAACAGCAGUGUUCUGCCUUCAGGUUUGAUUUGUCUUCAAAAAAACUUUCCCUGCAUUCGCGGCCCUGGAAUCAAUUAUAAUUUUGGGAUCAAAUGUGGUGGUCCUCAGGUUAGAUCUUCCAAUGGAAUUGUGUAUGACAAGGAAAAUGAGACCCUUGGUCCAGCUACAUAUAUGGUCAAUGACGAGAACAGAUGGGGAGUUAGCAACACUGGAAUUUUCACUCGGAGCAAUAACAAUCAGUAUACAAUUAACUCCUCCCUUCAAUUCACAAGUACUUUAGAUUCUGUGCUAUUCCAAACUGCAAGACUCUCUGCUUCGUCACUAAGAUAUUAUGGCUUGGGGCUUCAGAAUGGUAAUUACACCGUGAACCUCCAAUUUGCAGAACAAGUUAUCCUAGAUUCUACUUCUUGGAGAAGUCUUGGGAGACGUGUUUUUGAUAUUUAUAUUCAGGGUAUCCUGGUUUUGAAGGAUUUUGAUAUACGAAAGGAGGCAGGGGCAUCUCUCCUACCUCUUCGGAAGGAAUACAAGGCUCAUGUUUCAGAGAACUACCUUGAAAUCCAUCUCUUUUGGGCUGGAAAGGGGACUUGUUGUGUACCUGUUCCUGGUACUUAUGGACCUGCUAUUUCAGCCAUCAGGGCCACACCAGAUUUCAUUCCUGAUGACAAUAACAAUAAUACAAAUGAAAAGAAGAUUAGGACAUGGUUGAUUGUGGGGUUUGCUAUUGGUGGUGGAGUUUUACUUCUGGUGAUGUCAAUUUUCCUUAUUGUUCGAAGAAGAAAAAGCCCCAAAUCCUGUGAUGAUGAAGUGCUUUUGGUUGAGUUGGCAGAGCUGCUAGGAAUAGAUGUUGGACGACUCGCUAUCAGUUAUUCUGAACUAAAGACAGCUACAAAUGACUUCGAUCCAUCGAAUAAACUUGGAGAGGGAGGAUUUGGUCCUGUGUACAAAGGAUUACUUAAUGAUGGAAGAGUUAUUGCCGUGAAGCAAUUGUCUGCAGCAUCCCAUCAAGGAAAGAACCAGUUUAUAACUGAGAUUGCUACUAUAUCAGCAGUGCAACACAAUAACCUAGUGACUUUGUAUGGAUUCUGCACUGAGGGAGAUAAACGACUCCUUGUGUAUGAGUAUCUAGUGAACAAGAGUCUUGAUCAAGCACUAUUUGGAGAAAGAGGUUUGAAUCUAGAUUGGUCCACACGGUUUGGUAUAUGCAUGGGAGUAGCUAGAGGUUUGAACUAUCUUCAUGAGGAAUCAAGGCUUCGAAUUGUACACAGAGAUGUGAAGGCCAGUAAUAUUCUGCUCGAUUCUGAACUCAUCCCCAAAAUAUCAGAUUUUGGUUUAGCCAAGCUUUAUGAUAGUAAAAAGACCCACAUGAGUACCCAGGUUGCUGGGACACUUGGGUAUCUUGCACCGGAAUAUGCCAUGCGUGGCCAUCUUACAGAGAAGACUGAUGUCUUUGCCUUCGGUGUUGUGGCUCUAGAAAUUGUCAGCGGUAGACCCAAUUGUGACACGAGCUUAGACGAAGACAAGAUUUAUCUUCUUGAAUCGGCUUGGGUCUUGCAUGAAAGCAAACGUGAAGUUGAACUAGUGGACUCUGGAUUAUCUGAAUUUGACGAGGAAGAAGUGAGACGAGUAAUCAACAUAGGACUUUUGUGCACUCAAACAUCACCAACACUACGACCAUCAAUGUCUCGUGUGGUGGGAAUGCUUUCAGGAGACAUUGAAGUGACGAUAUUAACUUCAAAGCCCGGUUAUUUGACAGACUGGAAGUUUGAUGAUGUAAGUAGUGUAGCCAGCACCAUGAUGGAUAUGCCAAGUAACGGAAUAAAUACUAGCCUUUUCAACUCAACAGCAUGUACAAGCUUGAUGGGGGAUGCACAGCAAUCACCUGCAAAUUAAUGCCACUCAUCCCAACUGUUGGAUAAGGUAAGUGAUUACUUUGAAGAAGGAAUUGAAUAAUGAUUGAUCUUUUAUUAAUGUUUAAUUUAGGGUAAAACAAAUUGAAUACACACUUGGAUUUUAUUUCUUGGCCAUGUAUGUGUGAAAUAAAAUGAAAUUGUAAUUCAUUAUUUCA
This is a messenger RNA of Rosa chinensis, 4587 nucleotides long. RefSeq names its product probable LRR receptor-like serine/threonine-protein kinase At1g56140. Gene Ontology annotation, molecular function: ATP binding; protein binding; protein kinase activity. Gene Ontology annotation, biological process: protein phosphorylation. The record is from RefSeq and is a predicted model, not a curated record. Bases 1200 to 4412 code for a protein of 1070 amino acids. NCBI's taxonomy places the organism in Eukaryota, Viridiplantae, Streptophyta, Magnoliopsida, Rosales, Rosaceae. The transcript has 27 exons.